Molecule: messenger RNA, 1824 nt
Organism: Aspergillus wentii DTO 134E9
Lineage: Eukaryota; Fungi; Ascomycota; Eurotiomycetes; Eurotiales; Aspergillaceae
Product: tRNA-dihydrouridine(20) synthase (NAD(+))
Exons: 1
Coding region: 120-1451 (443 amino acids)
Biological process (GO): tRNA dihydrouridine synthesis
Cellular component (GO): cytoplasm
Molecular function (GO): tRNA dihydrouridine synthase activity; flavin adenine dinucleotide binding
Source: RefSeq, a predicted model, not a curated record
AACCAGACGAGGCUUCAUCAUCGCCAUCAAACCCAGUCUAGGACGGACUAUCCCACUCAUACCAUUUGAGUCCAUUCCUCUAACCUGAUAAUGCUAUGAUCAGGUUCCUCCGCUCCGCAAUGACUUCGCUCACUUCUACCCCCCGCGUUCCUAUCCCCGCCAACGGGGUCGACUACCGUGGCAAGGUCGUUCUCGCGCCGAUGGUUCGAUCGGGCGAGCUGCCAUCGCGUCUUCUCGCUCUCAAGUAUGGUGCAGACCUUGUCUGGGGCCCCGAAACAGUCGACCGAUCUCUUAUAGGCGCCUCCCGCCGAGUGAACCCCCGCAAUGGGACUAUCGAAUUCACGAGAACCCCCUCCAACGGUGGCCGCCCCGACAAGCCAGCCCAAGAAUCGAUCCUCUACCGCAUCGACCCUGUUCGCGAAAAGGGCAAGUUGAUCUUCCAAAUCGGCACCGCCACCCCUGAAUAUGCCGUCGAAGCAUCCAAGAUGGUUGCGGGUGAUGUGGCAGGCAUUGAUGUGAACUCGGGAUGUCCUAAACCGUUCAGUACAAGUGGUGGAAUGGGUGCUGCUCUCCUGCGUGACCCCGACAGGCUGGUCUCUAUCCUCGAGGCCCUUGUUCGUGAUGUCGGCAAGCCCUAUGAAAUCGGUAUCUCUGUCAAGAUUCGCAUCCUCGAUACACCCGAGAAGACAGAGAGUUUGGUCACUAGGCUCGUCGCCACGGGAAUCACUGGCUUGACAGUCCACUGCCGUACAACUCCUAUGCGCCCUCGUGAGCGUGCCAUUCGCGACCAACUACGGAUGGUAGCCACUAUUUGCCGGAACGCCGGCGUUGCUUGCGUCAUGAAUGGUGACGUUACUUCUCGCGACCAAGCACUUGCUCUGAUGGAAGAAUACGGUGCGGAUGGUGCUAUGAUUGCAACAGCCGCAGAACAGAACCCUUCGUGCUUCCGAAGUGGAGCAGAGGGUGGUUUGCUUCCUUUUACUGAGGUGUGCCACGCCUACCUCCAGUCAUGUAUUGAAGCCGAAAAUCGAUUCGGCAACAGCAAGUACCUCCUCAACAUCAUGAUCCCGGGCAAGAAUAGGGAAGCCAGUAAGGCCAAGAUGGCGAAGAACUAUUACGACUACUGCCGCUACCUGCAAUACGAUGACCUUUUGCCCGCUGCGCUCAAGGCCGAUGAAAUCCUCAACCUCAGCGACAAAUCCGUUUUCCAGAAGGAAGAGGGUGGCGACAAGCGCAGCAAGGCUGUCCAAAACGCCAUUGAAAACAAUGAGUCUGCCCGAGCUGCCAGCGGCGCUUCACGCACCAAGCAAACCUCUCCCUCCGUCAGCGGAGCAGGCCCAAUCCGCACCAACUCCAUCCCAACGCCUACUCAGAAGCCAACCCCCGAAGAAAACGGAGUUGAUGUGUCUGUGCCAGCUCCACAGGCUCAAAAGCAGGAACUUGCUGCUUAAACGCCUUGCUUCCUUUCUCUUCCGUGAUACCUUAAUUCUGUCUUUCCCCAUGUUUCUUCCUUUUCCUGUCGAUAUAUAAGAUCGGCCUUUUCCCCCUAUCUCCCCUCGUAUUUUGCUGUUCUGCAUAGCCUGGUUAUUUGUUUUGGUUCGCAUAUUAUGGUGUUGAAAAUAUUUGAUUUGCUAUAUCCGGUUCUGUUUAUAGAUUCCCAAGAAAAGACGGCUUUAAGAGAAAAAUCUUAUUCGUUUAAUAUAGAGAAAUAGUUAACAGGCUAUUUAACCUUACCCUUGACUACACUUACCAUCUUAUUCAACUCAAGAGAAUAGACGUUUGAAUAUCUCAUCAAACGAUACCCCAACUAUAGAAGUACUAGCA